Molecule: messenger RNA, 729 nt
Organism: Oikopleura dioica
Lineage: Eukaryota; Metazoa; Chordata; Appendicularia; Copelata; Oikopleuridae
Source: the annotation of a GenBank genome assembly
AUGGUUAGACUUUCUGCUUUUGCUAUUUUUGUUUCUUCUGUAACAGCUUUCGAUGAGUACAGAAAAGAGGUCGAUCUGGAAACAAGCGAAGAAGGUUUCUACCGUUCUCGUCACCAGAUCCAGCCUCGGCGAAUGAAACAGCUCGCUGCUCAAUUGGUGGAACGACACGGCUUUGCAAACUACACGAAAAUCUACGGCUACGGUUGCUAUUGCUUGAAUCUCGGAGAACGGCCGAUGUCCGGAAUGGUCCAGGGAGUCGAGCCGGUGGACGAGAUCGAUCAAGUCUGCCAGAAAUACACUCAGUGCGUCAAAUGCUUGAAGCAUGAUCACGGGGAUUAUUGCCAGCCAGAAUCGAUCAACUAUGAAUACUACUUCGACGAGAAUGGAGAGACUGUGUGUCCGACGGAUAACAAAUGCAGGAAAAAUUUGUGCGAGUGUGACAAGUUUUUGGCAGAAGCGCUUGAUGGAAAAUUCGAGGCGUAUAAAUCAGAAAAUCAUGUGUUUGGCGGAUUCGAGUUCAGCACAAUGUGCGAAAAAACCAAGCUGCCGAACAGUGGUCAAAACCGAACUCAAGAGUGCUGCGGAGAAUAUCCAACAAGAAAACCCUUUCUCGCCGGCGGAUCCCGCGAUCUUGUUUGUUGCGAUAAUGUCGCUCCCAUGCAAGUAAUGACCAGAUCGCUGUGCGAAAGCCUUGGACCAAAGCAGGACAAAAUUCUCCGAAGAAACUAG